AUCUGCAUGAUGAAGGUUAAAAUAAGUUUAGUGGUCAAAACAAUGGCAGCAUUAGAGAGAAGGAGAACGUGUUUAGAUUAGAGGUCAGGUGUUUUUGAUGGUUGUACCAGAGCUGAGUAAAGAAAAAAAUCAAAGUACUGUUCUGGUACUUUCUGUGGGGGCCUCGGAGGAGAAACAGACAUAGCCUCCGGUCACAUGAAUAGAAAAUGACCUCCCUGCGUGUUUUCCCUUCGGAGCGACUCAUUUGCGUUUUCCCUGCCUGCGCUGAGGCUCAUUGCGUGCUCGGAUUUCCAUACAGGUGCGUCUGCUCCGGCUCUCGUUUGACUGUCAAAGCAGGCGCUGGUGCUUUUUUUUCUCUCCGCCCCCGCAAGCAUCCAGCUUUACCGGGGAGGAGCGCAGAGGAGUGCCUUUACGCCGCGGAGAGCCGACACACACACACGCAUAUACUCACACAGCCUCCUCCCCCCACCGACUCCGUACUCAUCUACCGGUAAAACGCCACCGACUCCCGGCCCUGAACGGUCCUCGCCGCCGCUGAAGCCCGGUCUGCACCCGGCAGCGCACGCACUCGAACAGCGGUCCUCUCCCCGGUAGGCCUGACGUAGCAUCAUGGAGGAAUGGGACAUCCCACAGAUGAAGCGCGAAGUGGAAAGCCUUCAGUAUCAGCUGGCAAUCAACAGAGAGAAAUCUUCCAUCACUGUCACUGAGCUGGUGAAAUGGAUCGAGGGAUGUGUUUGUGAAGAUCCAUUUUUGAAUCCGGAGCUCAUGAGAGCCAAUCCCUGGGUGGAGAAGGGCAAGUGUGUGAUUCUCUAGCGGUCACACACACACACACACACAUACACACUCAUAUAUAUAUAUAAAUAU
This is a messenger RNA of Pundamilia nyererei, 864 nucleotides long. It is a transcript of the gene gng13a, whose product is annotated as guanine nucleotide binding protein (G protein), gamma 13a. The transcript is spliced from 3 exons. Gene Ontology annotation, molecular function: G-protein beta-subunit binding. The coding region runs from base 610 to 813 and encodes 67 amino acids. Gene Ontology annotation, biological process: phospholipase C-activating G protein-coupled receptor signaling pathway; sensory perception of taste. NCBI's taxonomy places the organism in Eukaryota, Metazoa, Chordata, Actinopteri, Cichliformes, Cichlidae. The record is from RefSeq and is a predicted model, not a curated record. Gene Ontology annotation, cellular component: heterotrimeric G-protein complex.